CUAGAUGUUUAUUUUUUCAUGAAUGAAAAGAUAAACUGUUUCUGUGCGUCACAAGCCCCGCCCACUGUGUCAUGAAACCGCGUCACACGGAAGUAGCUCAGAGUUUGACAACAAGAAAGGCCGACAGCACGGUGAAGUCUUCCUGAACCCACCCCCCUCUAAAAUGGCUCUUUUUUACAUUUACCUUUAAACGAUCCAAGUCUUCACAGUUUUAAUUGAUUUUAAACACUUUCAAUGAGCAGAGCUGCAGCAAUGACAGUCAGUCACGCCUUAUGUGCCCUCCUGAUUUCCUCCAUAACAGCAUGCAGCCGCUUUGAUCCUGCUGACUGCUUUACCCACUGCGGGCAUGCCCCUCAGGUCAUAGAUAGUAAAGUGGGAGAGAUCAGAAGUUCUGCUUACCACAGCUGGUCCUACCGCUUUGGAUUUAUCUAUGACUGCUGGGUCAUCAAGGGUUCGGAGGAUGAACCGAUUGUUCUCAGCUUUUCUCAGUUCUCCGUGCGGUGUGAAAAAGAAUGGCUUUCUAUUAAAUCAUCAGCUGGAGGAGAGCCGCAUGUACUUUGUGGCUCCAAGCUGCCACAGCUGUUGGAGUUUCCAGGGGGAAAUAUUACCCUGGUGCACCACUUCUCUCCCCACGUGUUCCCUGUUUCAUCAUUUAUGCUAAACUACGCCAGAGAUUCGGGGGACUGCCCAGAGACGUCAUUCCGAUGUCCCGGGGGUCGGUGCCUCCCUUUCUCCUGGCGCUGUAAUGGGCAGGUGGAGUGUCUCGGUGACGGCCUCUACAACGGCUUGGAUGAGGUGGGCUGUGAUGAUUAUGUAGACUACCCAGAGUCCAAACCUGUGACCUAUACAGGCCGGAACGCAGGCCUGGACACUGAAGAAAGCAAACUCAUUGAUAAAAACUGGGUCAGAUCAACGGAGCGGUACCCCUUCCCUGACACCUGGUCGCUGCAGAGGGACCUGGAGCAGAGUGUUGGAGAGCAGCCCACUCAGAAGGAGCAUGUGAUCACACCCACUCCCAUUGAGUGGCCCUGCGGGGGCCUUCUUCAGGACUUUUAUGGGACCUUCUCCUCUCCAUCGUCUGUGAGUGGCAUGAUGUCCUGUCUCUGGACUCUGGACCCUCAGGACUCCAGGCCGCUAAGAUUGGACCUGCAACAGAUUCUGCUGGGGCCCUCGGACAGACUCAUUGUUUACAACCAGAAGGAGGGCAAAGGAGACGCUAUCAAAAAUAUCACCAGUACAUUUAACUACAAGUCUGUCAAAGUCGAGUCCCACACCGGGCUCAUGUCGCUGGUUUUUGAGAAAGCUGCCGGCUCCUUGGGGACCGGUUUUAAAGCCACGUUCCAUGUGGGCAGCUACUGUCCUCCGUGGGAGACGCGGUGCGAGGGAGCAGCAGGAGGCUGCUUCACCAAGGAGCAGCGCUGCGACGGGAAAUGGGACUGUCCUGAGACCGGGAAGGACGAGCAAGGCUGCAGGGGCUGCAGUGAGAACCAGUUCGCCUGCGGGUUGACGGGACAAAGAACGUUGGCGGCCAGCCGCUACGCAGGCACACCGGUAUGUUACCCGGUGACAGAGAGGUGCAACUACCAGCUGUACUGCACUGAUGGUAGCGAUGAGAAGGACUGCAGCGUCUGUCAGCCUGGGACCUUUCAUUGUGACAGCAACAGGUGUGUGUUUGAAAGCUGGCGCUGCGACGGACAGGUGGACUGCAAAGACGGCACGGACGAACUCAACUGCACCGUCAUGCUGCCCCGCAAGGUCAUCACCGCGGCAACGGUGGGCAGCCUCAUAUGUGGACUGCUGCUGGUCAUCGCCAUGGGCUGCACAUGUAAGCUGUACUCACUCAGGACCAGAGAGUACAGCAUGUUUGCUCCAAUAAGCCGGAUGGAAGCAGAGCUGAUCCAGCAGCAGGCUCCUCCGUCCUACGGCCAGCUGAUCGCCCAGGGCAUCAUCCCCCCGGUGGAGGACUUCCCCACAGAGAAUCCCAAUGAGACCUCGUCUCUAUCUUUGAGGGGGAUCCUCCAGCUCCUCCGUCAGGACGCCACCAACUCGCCACACCGCAGACGCAGGCCACGUUUCGUCCGCCGCGCCGUCCGCCGCAUGAGGCGGUGGGGCCUCAUCCCCAGAACUUCCAGCAGACAGAAUCAGACCUCCGGCUCCAACCAGCAGGACCCGAACUCUGCUCCCUCUGGUCAGGAAGCAGCCCAGUCCUCCCCCGCGAGAUCCUCGUCGGCCGUGGAGGCAGUCAACCAGCCGGUGCCGCAAAAACUUGGCCUGUUGGCUCAGACAGAGCAGCAGCAGCAGCAGCAGCAGCUGCAGCAGCAGCAGCAGCUGCAGCAGCAGCAGCAGGGGGAAGCCUCGGCUCCUUUCCUGCCACUGUCCCCACCAUCCCCCACACCUCCCCCUCCAUAUGCUCCCCCAGCUCCCCCGCCGGCCGCUCCCCACACUCCUCCUGAUGCCGUCGCUCCAAGCAGCCCCUCCCUGGCCUCCAUCUUCCAAACAAUAGGCCUGAGUAUUUCCCUCUUCAGAGCCUCGCCCUCUGCCUCCACCAACUACAUGCCUCUUUCUGCCUCCCCUUCAUUCUCCUCCACCUCCUCCUCUUCUUCAGAUGACGAGGUGUUACUUAUCCCGCUGUCUGAGGAUACCACCUCAGAGGAUGACAUUCCCAUGCUCACCUGAAUGACUUCCUCACACCUCCUCUCUUUCCCCAUUACACUCUUAACAACUUGAACCCAGUCUUUCCACUUCUGUUUGACUUUGAGCACAGGAGCGCCUCCCCCAGGAAGACUCAUCCUCCCUGUGCACGUCUGGUGCCUUUUUUUUUUAAAUUGUUUGACUUGUUGACACUUUAAAUCAAUUAUUGGACUGUUUUUGAGGAUCUCCCUAAUAAAUCUAGACGACGGCCAUUGCUGACGUAUGUUGAGACAAAUGGUCGAUUAGUUUUAGAUGUACACUUAAUUAAAUCAUGCUUGGCUGCACAGAAAAGGGAGACUUUUGCACAGUAGGACCUUCCCUAUCCAGCUACUGAGGCAGGUUUCUGUCGGACUGAAUGAUUUGAGUUCUUAAAAACAAAAAUGAUGGCGUCUGUGUGUCUGCAGCUGCGUGAAUGAGAUCGCAUUUUAUUCUUCCAGCGGAUGGUGGUGUUGACUGGACAUGUGCGAACCUUCUCUGCAUACCUCUGCCACUUGCAUCCAAUCCGAUGUUAGCUGAAAAAUAUUAGCAGAAAGCAGUCAUUUCUCCCUCUGUUUAAGUGCCUUUUGAGGAGUUUCCUGUAGACAGUUUAGGUAAAUCAAGGCGUCCUGGAUUCACAACCGCACACACAGGCUCGUAUUUGCUUCACAUAUGCACGAAUCAACACUUUAGUGGCUUGAUUAUAACUUAGAAAAAUGCAUGUGCACCCUGCAAGCUGGCAAUAACUUUUCAAACGUUGUUUUAGUGCAAACUUGUUGAAGUAAACCCUUUCCAAGCGGGUGAAUGUAACCAACAAAAAGUCAAUGUUUCGAUGACAAUCUCUUCGGUGCCUGAUUUAGUGACACGUGUGAGGAGUGUGAGGCGCCCAGGUGACGAAGAGGGCCCCAAAUUCCCUAGAUAACCUCAACAUCUUGCAGGACUCGAUUGCUUUCUGACACAGGAGACUCGCGGUGUGCCAUUCAUGUUCUUAUUGUACAUUUUAAGGUGUUUUAAUUUCAGCAAGCAACAGAUCGGUAUUUUUCCCCUUUAAGUUCCUUUUGUGUUUUAAUUUUUGCUUUGUUGAAUGUAUUGAGGUCGAUGUGGAGUAGCCAGAAAUUUUAAAAUUUGCAAUGUAUUUAGGUAAAUAAAAGAGAACGUGGUUUUAUGAUUUAAUAAGGUCAACUUCACUGUAUAUAAGUAAAAAUGUGGCUGAGAUUAAACGAUUUGCACUUUUA
This is a messenger RNA of Girardinichthys multiradiatus, 3902 nucleotides long. RefSeq names its product low density lipoprotein receptor-related protein 10 (gene lrp10). Gene Ontology annotation, cellular component: plasma membrane. The record is from RefSeq and is a predicted model, not a curated record. NCBI's taxonomy places the organism in Eukaryota, Metazoa, Chordata, Actinopteri, Cyprinodontiformes, Goodeidae. The transcript is spliced from 10 exons. Gene Ontology annotation, molecular function: protein binding. Bases 235 to 2676 code for a protein of 813 amino acids.